This is a messenger RNA of Amyelois transitella, 1463 nucleotides long. RefSeq names its product ATP synthase subunit beta, mitochondrial. Gene Ontology annotation, molecular function: ATP hydrolysis activity; proton-transporting ATP synthase activity, rotational mechanism; ATP binding. NCBI's taxonomy places the organism in Eukaryota, Metazoa, Arthropoda, Insecta, Lepidoptera, Pyralidae. Gene Ontology annotation, biological process: proton motive force-driven mitochondrial ATP synthesis. Bases 191 to 1438 code for a protein of 415 amino acids. The record is from RefSeq and is a predicted model, not a curated record. The transcript has 12 exons.
UACUCCUCCCAAAUCUGCUAGCGCCGGCGCCGAGGGCAAGAUUAUUGCUGUAAUUGGUGCCGUGGUAGACGUCCAGUUCGACACACAUCUGCCGCUCAUAUUGAACGCUUUGGAGGUGCCUGGCAGAACGCCCCGUCUGAUCCUCGAGGUGGCCCAGCACCUUGGCGAGAGCACGUGCCGCACUAUCGCCAUGGACGGCACGGAGGGCCUCGUGCGGGGACAGAAGAUAGUUGACACGGGCGCACCCAUCACCAUACCGGUGGGGGAGCCCACCCUGGGCAGGAUCAUCAAUGUUAUUGGCGAACCCAUUGACGAGCGCGGACCAAUCAACACGGACAAGUUCGCCCCGAUCCACGCGGACGCCCCCCCCUUCGUGGAGAUGUCCGUGGAGCAGGAGAUCCUGGCCACCGGCAUCAAGGUGGUGGACCUCCUGGCUCCGUAUGUCAAAGGCGGUAAGAUUGGACUGUUUGGCGGCGCGGGAGUCGGCAAGACUGUGCUCAUCAUGGAGCUGAUCAACAAUGUCGCCAAAGCCCACGGUGGAUUCUCGGUAUUUGCCGGAGUGGGAGAGAGGACGCGCGAGGGCAAUGACUUGUAUCACGAGAUGAAAGUGGGCGGCGUCAUCACGGAUGACUACAAGACUUCGAAGGUGGCGCUAGUGUACGGGCAGAUGAACGAGCCGCCGGGUGCGCGUGCGCGCGUGGCGCUGACGGGGCUGACGCUGGCCGAGCACUUCCGGGACAAGGAGGGGCAGGACGUGCUGCUGUUUGUCGACAACAUCUUCCGGUUCACCCAGGCUGGCUCGGAGGUAUCGGCGUUGCUGGGCCGCAUCCCGUCCGCGGUGGGCUACCAGCCCACGCUGGCGACGGACAUGGGCACCAUGCAGGAGAGGAUCACCACCACCAAGACCGGCUCCAUCACCAGCGUGCAGGCAGUAUACGUGCCAGCCGACGACCUGACGGACCCGGCGCCGGCCACCACGUUCGCCCACCUGGACGCCACCACGGUGCUGUCGCGAGCCAUCGCCGAGCUGGGCGUCUACCCCGCCGUGGACCCCCUGGACUCCACGUCCAGGGUGAUGGACCCUAAUAUCAUCGGGGCGGAGCAUUACGGUGUGGCUAGAGGGGUGCAGAAGAUUUUACAGGAUUACAAAUCGCUGCAGGACAUCAUCGCCAUCCUGGGUAUGGACGAGUUGUCUGAAGACGACAAGCUGACCGUGGCCCGCGCCAGGAAGAUACAGCGGUUCCUGUCGCAACCCUUCCAGGUGGCCGAGGUGUUCACCGGGCACAUUGGCAAGCUGGUCAAGUUAGAGGAGACGAUCAAGGGAUUCAAAAGGAUACUGGGAGGAGAGUUGGACCACAUCCCAGAAGCGGCGUUCUACAUGGUGGGCACCAUUGAAGACGUGGUGGCCAAGGCACAGGAACUCGCCAAGAGUGUGUAAAGCGGCUCAUUCUAGUCAAUUUGUG